This is a messenger RNA of Macrosiphum euphorbiae (potato aphid), 1215 nucleotides long. The record is from the annotation of a GenBank genome assembly. NCBI's taxonomy places the organism in Eukaryota, Metazoa, Arthropoda, Insecta, Hemiptera, Aphididae.
AUGAGCAACGUUAAUCCAUCUGAGACUAUGUACAAUGAUCAUCAUUUACAUUUAAAUGAUGAUAAAAAAGGUAUGAAAGUAACCUCUGGGGUUGUAAAAAUUAAUAAGGACACGAAAACCAGUCGUAUAGGUUUAUCAAUAGCUGGAGGACCACCUCACUGCCCUUGUAUAUAUAUUACACAGGUUUGGGAUGAUUCACCAGCUGCAUUAGAUGGCACAUUAGAAAGUGGCGAUGAGCUUCUAGCUAUUAAUAAUGAACGCGUAAGUGGACGUCAUCAUUUGCAAGUAUCAAAAAUGAUAGAAUCUAGUAGUAAUCCAGUAGUUUUGAAAUAUAACAAAUUACAUGCUGAUGUCCAACAAGGAAAAACUUUGGAUAUUGUAUUAAAAAAAUUUAAACAGAGGCUAGUUGAAAAUAUUUCUAGCACUGUUGCUGAUUGUUUGUGUUUGUCUCGUGCAGUUAUUGAGGAUGACGAUCUUGUUAAACGUUUACAACAUCUAGAGAACUUGGAAGAAACAUAUCGUUCCUUGGUUGAUCACUUGGAACAUGUACUUGAAGCGUUUUAUGAUCUGACCCAAUGUUAUAAAGAAUUUGGGGAGACUUUUGCAGAUAUAGCUGUCCGAGAACCACAACCUAGAGCAAGUGAAUCUUUAAUGCGUUUUUCUGCAUAUCACAGACGAAUGGAGCGCCAAGGUCUUACGCUAAUCGAAGUUAUUAAACCAAUAUGUAGGUCAUUUGGCACAUACCUGAAUAAAGUUAUUCCAGACACCAAGCAAACAAUACGAAAAUAUGCCGAUGUGAAAUUUGAAUUUUUAUCUUACUGUUUAAAAAUCAAGGAGUUGGAUACAGAACAAAUAAAUACUUCAUCGACAUAUGAUCCUGUGUAUCUUAUUGAAACCGGAAAUUAUGAAUACAGGCUUCUAUUGAGAUGCCGACAGAUAGCAAGAAAACGAUUUUUAGCUCUAAGAGAAGAUGUUUUUACCAAAAUCGAACUGCUUGAAAGCAAACACGUCCAUGAUGUUGUAGAUCAAUUUCAAAUAAUUGCUUCACAAAUCACUAGUUACAACCAUGAAAUAAGUUGGAUGAUAAAUGGAGGGGAUAGCUGUGAUAACGAACCACCGAUAUUUCCUAUUGAGAUGGAUUUGAAAUGUACCGCAUUUGAAUAUAAUUCAGACCAGCCCUAUCUUAAUGAUGUAAAAAAUGUUUUUGUUUUUUAA